This is a messenger RNA of Macrobrachium nipponense, 2060 nucleotides long. RefSeq names its product blastula protease 10-like. The transcript is spliced from 15 exons. Lineage: Eukaryota; Metazoa; Arthropoda; Malacostraca; Decapoda; Palaemonidae. Gene Ontology annotation, biological process: proteolysis. Gene Ontology annotation, molecular function: zinc ion binding; metalloendopeptidase activity. Bases 76 to 1920 code for a protein of 614 amino acids. The record is from RefSeq and is a predicted model, not a curated record.
AGGAAUCGUAUAAAACCUCCAGCAGACACUGAAGCCACAGUAUAGUUCCUGGCUGGCCCCUUUCGACCAGGCAAGAUGGCUGUUAACCCGAUCCUGUCAGCUUGCUUCCUGGGCUUCAUCCUUGGACUCACGCUUGGCCAAGAGACAACGCCCAGGAAACCCAUCAUUCUGAAUAAUCCUCCUUUUAUGACAGCGUUGCCGCCAGGAAAUCCUCCUGUGUUCACCCUUCCAGGAGCCGAGGAAGUUGUUACCAUCCUGAAGAAAGAAGACCUCGGUGGAUUUGAGAAUGUCAACCCCUCUCAUGUCAACGGCGAAGAGCUGUUUGAAGCUGACAUCUUGCUGUCUCCUGAGCAGAAAAGGCAAUUAUUGGAGAGGAAGGCCAUAUCAUACACUUCCAUGAGAUGGCCAAAUGGGCCAAACGGAACUCCAGUUGUCCCUUACCAGUUUGGAGACUCGGUUGUGAAUACAACGCAAAUAGAGGCAGGGCUGGCUCACUGGGAGGAGCAUACCUGUAUCGACUUCCAGUUAAUUACAGGUACUCCUCCAGCCCAGUACUUGAACUUUUUCAAAGGCUCUGGGUGCUGGUCAUACGUCGGAAUGAUAUCAACACCACAAAAUGUAUCCAUUGGAGAUGGAUGCACUAGCUUGGGAACCGUUGUUCACGAGGUGGGCCAUGGCAUUGGAUUCUUCCAUGAGCAGUCACGCUCUGACAGGGACGACUAUGUGACCAUCAUUUUGGCAAAUGUGCAAGCGGGCAAAGAGGGAAACUUCAAUAAAGAAGUCGACAACAACUACUCAGUGCCAUAUGAUUUCUCUUCGGAUAUGCAUUAUGGUUCGGAGUACUUCACUGUGAACGGCAAAAGUACCAUGGUAACCAAGAAUCCGUUGGCGCAAGAACUCAUCGGCAGCAGCAAAGGGCUGAGCCAUUACGAUAAGCUACUGGCUAACACGAUGUAUCCAUGCAUUACAAAGUGGAAGCAAAACUGCAACAUCACCGGGAACCCUUGCCAGAAUGACGGCUACGUAGGAAAAAACUGUUCCUGUGUUUGUCGCAGUGGAACAAGUGGCGCUAACUGCCAGACUGUUAACAAAGGCUACUAUGACAGUCUUCUCUCAGGUUGUUCAGCAAAUAUCACAGCACCUGGGACAGUAACAUCUCCCAACUACCCCAGUAAUUAUCCAUCAGGCCUAAAAUGUGUGAAAUGGAUCCAGGCCCCUCCGUGCACCACAGUGCAGAUGAAGUUCAAUUCUUUUAGACUUUAUGGAAGAAAUCCUUAUUGUGGUGGCAACAGCUGCUGUUAUUUCGACGCCCUGGAGAUCAGGACCACCAAUCUUACUGUUGGUGAUGUUUACUGUGAUCAAGAUAUCGCUAACGGAACAGUAUUCACUUCUCCAAGCAACCAGAUGAUCCUUUACUUCAAGACAGCAUCAAACUACUAUUCUGGAUGGUCUGCUAAUGUGACCUUCGAACCCGAUCCUUCAUGUCCGUCGACAACGACUUCAACGAGCACAACCACAACCACGAGUCCGACCACAACCACGAGUACGACUACAACCACCCCCACAACCACGAGUACGACCACAACCACAACCACGAGUACAACCACAACUAAACCCACAACCACAACCACGAGUACGACCACAACCAAGCCCACAACCACAACCGCGAGUACGACCACAACCAAGCCCACAACCACAACCGCAAGUACGACCACACCAAGCCCACAACCACAACCGCAAGUACGACCACAACCAAGCCCACAACCACAACCGCAAGUACGACCACCACCAAGCCCACAACCACAACCGCAAGUACGACCACAACCAAGCCCACAACCACAACCGCAAGUACGACCACAACCAAGCCCACAACCACAACCGCAAGUACGACCACAACCAAGCCCACAACCACAACUAUGAGUACGACCACACCCACAACCACACCAGUCAAUGCUCCUGCUAGUGAUAUGUGCAAUGAAGUACUGCUGAGUUCUACCUCAGCACAAUGGACUUCUCCCGGCUUUGGCCUGGGUUAUUACCCUAACAAUGAAUGCUGCUCA